AAACAUCAAACUUAAGCGGAAAAUGAAUUUAGUUUGUCCGAAGCCAAAAAAAAACGAUGAUUUCAAAAAUGUUUGCGCCAAGAGCAUAAAAUAAAACAUGACAACGUUGUAAUAGUUACUCCCAAGUACAUAUGUACAUACAGAUGUAUGUAUGCAACUGCCGCACUAACGGCAACGGUUGAAUCAACACUAGUAACAAAUUUAACAGCUGUCAAAUUGAGUGCAUUGCUAAGCUAGUAAAAAUAAAAAACAAAAUAUGUAUGUAUGUUGCCAGAGCACACAAUUGGCCCGACUGCUGAACACAUCAAAUAACAACAAUAAAAGAGGCAACAAAUUUGUUUAAUAAAAAAAGUUAACGUCUAAACACAGCAGAAAUUUUCAAAAAGUGCAACAAAUAAGUAAAAGAAGUGGCACUACACAGCUACGACUUGAAGUGGCAGCCGCCUUUAUUUCGUUCGCCUUUAAACUCUUGCGCCCGUUUUUUUGCUUUUGAUAUUAGUUAUACAAAAAUUUUGCAGCAUUUCGCCACCACUGAAGACACCGGAGCCUUUGCAAGUGAGGGCAACACCUUGCAACAAUAAGGGUGUUGCACGUUGCCGCUCAGGCAAAACAACUCACCAACUAAUAGCGAAGCACUGCAGACAAUAAGCGCCAGACAGCAAAUAGCUGACUGCUUGGCCUCUAGCGCCAAUACAAAUAAUAACAACAUGACAACAGCAACAACACAAGCUGAUAUCAAUACAAACACCACAACCGCCAACGAAGUUGCUGGUCACGUUGCAAGCGCUGGUGGUGGUGGUGGUGGUGGUGGUGGCGGCACCGUCAUCGGCAGCGUCGUUGGUGCUGAUGUUGACAAUGGCUUGGGCUCGCCGCUGACAACGUCCAUUAGAAACUCGAAUGGUCUCACAAACCACACCAAUAAUUUCUAUAGCAAUUCAUCGAAUUCAAAUUCAAAUAUUGGCAAUAAUGGCAGCACUACACCAACAACAACAAACAACAACAAUCAGCGUGCUAUGAAUGAAACGAACAAGCGUAAAAAACUUAAAUCACGCACAGCUACAGUACCUAGUAGUAGCGGUCAAGGUCAUGGGCAUGGUGAUGGCUAUAUGAAGGAUCACUUGGAUGCCUGGCUGGAGACUUGUCUGAAGGAUGCCUCUAAUACACAAUUAUCCUCCUCAUCGGAAUUUUUAGAUUAUAAUCCGACACCAACGAGCACUGGAGGGUGUGGUGGCGGGAGCGGUAACGCUGGUGGUGUGAUAAAUCCACAAAAAUUUAUACAACAACAAAUGCAACAGCGACACCAGCACCAACACCAACAUCAAAAUAGUCAGCAGCAUCAGCAACAGAAUCAAGCAUAUCUUUCCAACAAUAGUUUAAAUAACGCGAAUCAGCCGUCGCAAUUUUCUUAUGCACAACAGCAACAACAACAACAACAACAAAACUUAUCUCACCAGCAGCAGCAGCAGCACCACCAACAUUCACGCCAACAACAAUUUGGUUUGCCAGUGGGGCCAGUGUCAUUUGCUGGCGGCUACACGGGCGGCGGUGGCAGUGGCCCCUUCAGCCAAGGUUUUCAACGUAAUGUGCCAAAUUACAUGAAACACUCCAACUACAACAAUCGCUAUUCCAUGAUGUUCCCGCAUAGUGGCAUGGGUCCUGGAAUCGGUGGAUACUAUCAACAAAGCGAUGGCCAAGAUUUUGCCAGCCUGCCGCCCAUUGUGAAUAUGAUGGGUGGCUCAUCGGAAUUGGAGAAUAAUUCAACAGAUGUACUCGAUGGCAGUGGUAGUAAUCCCAACAUGAGUCGAGGUUUCCGUUUCAGCGAUCCCUGUCUAUUGAAUCCCUCCGAUAAUGAUUCGAAAGUGAGUGGCCAAAAUACACCCGAUCAACGCAAUCCGCAGCUAUCCAGCGAUUCAGAGAAUAAUAAAUUCUUUGCCGCUUUGAUGGAACAAAUUAAUUUAUUGCACGAAACAAAUACGAAAAUUUGUCGAAAUCUACACGAAACAAAAGUUGAUAUUGAAGCUUUAAAGCACGCACCCAAUUGGGGUUUGAGACACCGUAGAGAUAGCUUGAGUGGAUUAAGUACACACAGCCAACCCAUGGUAUUUGGCGGUGGAUUUGGUGGUAUGCAAAGUCCAGCGCCAACUUAUCAUUCAGGCGCCUACACACCCGGCAUGAUGACCGAUGUGGUACGUGAAGUGAAGGAAGCGGCACGCGUGCGCGAAGAUGCGCUACUUAAUCGGGUUAAAGCGAUGGUCGAAGAACGGCAGUGGGCAUUUAAUGAAAGCAAUUUGCGCAUGAUGCGCGACAUUGAGGAGCUCAAGUCUAAAGUUCAUCACAUGCGUGCCGAUCGUAAAGACGCCAACAAACGCAUUACUCAUCUCGAAGCGGAGAACAAGUAUAUGCGACAAAUGCUGAGCAACCUCUUCAAUCAACGCAAUACGCCCGAUGUGAUCUAUGAGAAUGAGACGUUGCGCACACAACGCAAAUCCUUUCCAACCGCGCCAGCACGUCGCUCACAGUCGAUGAAUCUGCAUUACGGCACCAUACACCAUCAACCGCCGACCGUAGCGCUCACAGUGGAUGAGCAGGACGAGCGACUGCAUAUCGUCGAAGCAGCUACACCACGUGCCGCCGACAUGGUGACCGUAAGUGAUAGACGCGCAGCAGAAUUGCGCAGCUCAUUCUCAAGCUCGGACGGUGGUGGUAGCAUAGGAGCGGGUAGUCCAGGUGCAGGUGCAGGUGCUGGUGGUGGUGGUGGUGGUGGCGGUGGCGGUGCGGUACGUAACAAUGGUGCCGUCAGUGGUAUAGGCAUUUGUACAGUAACUCCCUUGCCUAAUGGUAAUACUACUAUUGCAUCCAGUCAACAACUUAUGUCGCCGCCUAAUUUUGCAUUAAUAUCAACGUCCGUCGAAGAGGAGAUGGAAGUGAAACAGCGAAAAAAGAAGGGCAAGAAGCUGCCUAACGUUGCUGGUAGUUCGAAGCGAAACGGUGACACUCAACGCUCUGGUGAUGAUGAUGAUGAUGACGAUGGCGGUCAUGUUGUUGAUGAUGAUGAUGAUCGCGAUGCUGAUGGCGAAGGCAAACUGUCGACAAAGGAGCUGCAGCAGGAACUACAGGACGCGGUGGCAGCGCGUAAGGAGGCCGAUAAUCGUGUCAUUGCGCUUGAGAAUAUGGUAAGAACACAACAUCUGAAUUCCAAAAAAGCCAACAACACCAUAACCAACCAACCAACAAUCCAUCCAUUCGCGGCGUCAGUUGCAUAUACUUGUAGUAGUCUUACUAAUGGUACUAGUGCAAAUGCUGGUGAAGGUUUUGGUACGUCGAAUCACUAUGCCGGUGGCACUUAUAACAUUAACCCAUGCACUACCAUUAACGUCUCAUCGCCAUCAGCCACAUCGGCAAUCGUACAACCACAUCAAAAGCAACAUAAGGCACAUACAAUCGUCUCGGCCAGCAUUAUCGGUGGUGUAACACAAUCACCAACCAAGUUAAGCCUCGCUGGACCCAUAACUGAUUUAUAGUUCUAGCUAACAACCACACAGCGGCGAGUUCGUGUCACGCAUUUCUGACCCAAAUUUGCAUUUGUGUGCUGGCGGUCUAAAAUGGGUCAAAUUGCAGAUGUAUCACGAGCUAGAGGUGCGAUGGAGGCAUUGCCGAGCAUUAAAUGCGAAAAAUACGAUACUCGAAAUACAAUUCUCGAAAAUACAGCCGAAUUUUCAAUCCGAUACGUUACGAUAUUUGCUUUUAUCAUUAUAUUUUAGUAUUUUUUUUACCACAUCUAAAUAUGUACAACAUAAUAUGUAUGUAAUUGUAAUUGUUAUUAACACUUGUUAACACAUUCGUUUUGCAUUUUAUAUAUAUUAGUGAGUGACUACCUACUUGUAAUCCCAAAUGCAACUCAUACGUACAUACAUAUAUUAUUUGAUCUGAAUAUUUUCGUAUUCGAAAAUCAUACAAAAUGCUUAACUUUACUUAGUGUAUCUACUAAAUUUAAUGUCUGUAGUUUGUUACUAAAAAUUUGUAUUUUCAAGGGUUAACCAAUAUUCUUAUGAACAGGGAACGGAUUUUUAGGACCUAAAUAUCUAUA
Molecule: messenger RNA, 4087 nt
Organism: Rhagoletis zephyria (snowberry fruit fly)
Lineage: Eukaryota; Metazoa; Arthropoda; Insecta; Diptera; Tephritidae
Product: myb-like protein AA
Biological process (GO): regulation of gene expression
Cellular component (GO): nucleus
Molecular function (GO): sequence-specific DNA binding
Source: RefSeq, a predicted model, not a curated record